UACCAGUUAAUACUUGAAUGAAUUCUAAUAAAAAAUUUUAAAUUAUAACAUAUACAAAUAAUAUACAAAGAUAUAAAACAAUAAUUACAGCAGCAGUAUAUAACAUUAAAAAUGAAUGGGAUCAUUCCUGAAAUGGAACAAAUAAUUAGUCAGCUUGAACGUGGAACUGUGGUAACAAAAUUUUUCUCAAGGAAACGACCAGAAAAAAAAACCUUAAUGAUACGAAGAGAAACUAGACAAAUUGUUUGGUCAAGGAGUUCUACCUUUAGACCUUUUGACGGUUCUGUUGAAAUAAGAGAGGUCAAAGAAGUUAGGAUAGGCAAGCAUUCCAAAGAUUUUGAGAAAUGGCCAGAAGAUGCAAAGAGGAUAGAAAGCUUGAGAUGUUUUGUUGUAUUCUAUGGUUCUGAAUUCAGGUUAAAAACUCUUUCAAUAUCAGCUCUGAGUGAAAAGGAAUGUGAGUUAUGGGUUAAAGGUUUACGUCAUUUGGUGCAAGAUACUAUUAAUGCUCCAUAUCCUUUACAAGUUGAAAGAUGGCUUAGGAAAGAAUUUUAUGCAAUGGAGAAUUCAAGAGAAACAGUUACAUUAAAGGAUGUUAAAGCAUUUUUACCUAGAGUUAAUUGCAAAAUUGCAACUAACCGUCUAAGAGAAUUAUUUCAAGAAGUAGAUACAAGAAGCAGAAAUGAACUUGGGUUUGAUGAUUUUGUUAUUUUGUAUCAUAAACUUAUGUUUGAUCAGAAUAAUCUUGCAGAUUGGAAUAAACUAUUGAAUUAUUCUAAGUCAGGACAAACUAUUACUCUUCAGGAAUUUCAAAACUUUUUAAUCACUGAGCAACAAGAUGCUUUAGGAAACAAUGAUAUAGAAGCUUCACGUUUUAUUAGAGACUAUCUUCAAGAUCCACAAAGAGAUAUACAAGAACCAUAUUUCACAUUUUCUGAAUUUAUAGAUUUCCUUUUUUCCAAACAAAAUGAUAUUUCGGAUCAACGAUAUAAUCAAGUGACUCAAGAUAUGACUAAGCCUUUAGCUCAUUAUUGGAUUGCAUCAUCACAUAACACAUAUUUGAUGGGUGAUCAAAUAAGCAGUGAAAGUAGUUGCCAAGCUUAUGUACGUGCAUUAAGAGCUGGUUGCAGAUGUAUAGAACUAGAUUGUUGGGAUGGUCCUGAUGGAAUGCCUUUUAUAUUCCAUGGACAUACAUUAACAACAAAAAUAAAAUUUCUAGAUGUUAUUAAAACUAUCAAAGAACAUGCUUUUGCUACAUCUGAAUAUCCUGUUAUUUUAUCCAUAGAAGAUAAUUGUACAUUGCCACAACAAAGAAAAAUGGCUAUUACAAUGCAAGAACUGUUUGGAAAUAUGCUAUUAGUUCAAUCAGUAGAUAAAAAUGAAACUUGUUUACCAUCUCCAUAUGCAUUAAGAAAGAAAAUAUUAUUAAAACAUAAAAAACUUCCUGAUGGAGCUGAUGAGACAUCAUUUCUUAUUCGUAGUGAUGAAAGUAGACAAGAAAUGGAUCUUAGAAAUACUGUAAAAAAUGGAAUAUUAUACUUGGAGGAUCCUGUUGAUAGAGAAUGGAAUCCACAUUUUUUCGUAUUAACGCAGCAAAAGCUAUUUUAUACAGAUACAUUCUCAAGAGCUCAAGAGACAGAGCAUGAUGAUGACGAUGAAGGAUGUAUUCGAAGACCAACAGAUGGAGUACCAAAUGAUGAACUACAUUUUGGUGAGAAGUGGUUUCAUGGAAAGUUAGCAAAAGGCAGGGAAGAAGCUGAAGAAUUAUUACAACGAUACUCUCAUCUUGGCGAUGGUACCUUCCUAGUUCGACAAUGCGUUACAUUUGUUGGUGACUAUAGUCUUUCCUUUUGGCGUAAGGGCAAAGUAAACCAUUGUCGUAUAAAAUUAAAACAAGAAAUGGGUCAAACACAAUAUUAUCUAAUUGAUACAAAUUGCUUUGAUAGUUUAUACAGUCUAAUAACAUAUUAUCGCAAUAAUCCCCUUAGAAGUCAGGAGUUCUUAAUUACACUCCAAGAACCUGUACCUCAACCAAAUAAACAUGAGGAAAAAGAAUGGUGGCAUGCAGAAUGUACUCGUACUUUAGCAGAAGAAAUGUUAAAAUGCAUUCCCACUGAUGGUGCAUUUUUAGUGAGACCUAGUGAAAAAGAAAGUAACUCUUAUGCUAUAUCUUUUAGGGCUGAAAAGAAAAUUAAACAUUGUAGAAUAAAAUUUGAAGGACGUUUGUAUACCAUAGGAACAGUGCAAUUUGAAAGUUUAGUUGAAUUAGUAAAUUACUAUGAAAGGAAUCCACUCUAUAAGAGAAUAAAGCUAAGUCAUCCUGUCAAUCAAGAUGUCAUCAGAAGAGUGGGUUUGGAUGCAGAUGAUGGAUCUGUUUAUGGUAUACCUGGAUACAUGGACCCAACAAGUUUUGGAUCUAAAGUAACAGUGAAAGCUCUUUAUGAUUAUAAAGCAAGAAGAGAAGAUGAAUUGACAUUGGUAAAACAUGCUAUAAUUACUAACGUGACGCGACAAAGUGGUGGUUGGUGGAGAGGAGAUUAUGGUGGUAAAAAGCAGCAUUGGUUUCCAGCAAAUUAUGUUGAAGAAAUAGAUUAUCAAGAUAGUCCAGGAGAUUCUACAGAUUCUAUGAUGCUUGGUAGUCUUCAAAAGGGUUCGUUAGACAUUAUGGGUGCAGUUGUCGAAUUAACAUUAGGCGAAAGACCUGGUUUGGAAUGGAUUUUACGAAUACAAAAUCCUAGUAUGUGUUCUGUAUUUGAAGUGGCAACACCAUCAAAAGAUAGUGCAUUAGAAUGGAUGUCAAGUAUUAAAGAAACGGCACAGAACGCCAGUGUUAGAGAAAAUCAACACAAAGAGAUGGAGCGAGCAUGGAGGAUAGCAAAAGAAAUGUCUAAUCUUAUAGUAUAUUGUAGAUCAGUUGCUUUUAAUGUUGAACGAAUUAGAGCAAAGGGAUUUAUAUUCCAUGAAAUGAGCAGUUUCCCUGAAACUAAAGCAGAAAAACUCAUGUGCCAGCAAGAAAACAAGUUUUUCUUAAAAUAUCAUCAGAUGCAAUUUAGUAGAGUAUAUCCUAAAGGUCAACGUAUUGAUUCAUCUAAUUAUAAUCCUGUGCCAAUGUGGAAUUCUGGUUGUCAAAUGGUAGCUUUAAAUUAUCAAACUGGAGAUAAAUCUAUGCAAUUAAAUCAAGCUAAAUUUAAAGAAAAUGGUAGCUGUGGUUAUGUGCUGAAACCAGAUUUUAUGUUCAGAGAUGAUUUUAAUCCUUAUGACAAAAAUUGCUUGUAUGGAAUAGAUGCACUUAAAAUUAGCUUAAAAAUUAUUGGUGCAAGACAUUUGAUUAGAUCUGGAAGAGGAACAGCUAGUCCAUUUGUUGAAAUAGAAGUAAUUGGUGCAGAUUUUGAUAAUGGGACAAAAAUAACAACCAAAACAAUACAUGACAAUGGUUUUAAUCCCAUGUGGAAUGAGUCUUGUGAAUUCGAAAUAUACAAUCCAUACUUUGCUCUCAUAAGAUUUGUAGUACAAGAUGAAGAUAUGUUUGGUGAUAGUAAUUUUAUAGGGCAAGCUACUUAUCCUGUCCGUUGUUUAAGAACAGGAUAUAGAAGUGUUACUUUAAAAAACAACUAUAGUGAAGAUCUAGAACUUGCUGCACUUUUAGUACACAUUCGAAUUAUAAAUUUUUCUGUAAAUGUAAAUAGUGAUCUCUUUUCUUGUUUCUUUUUCAGAUAAUUUUACGAAUAUUUAAUUUAAUUAUAUUAUUUAUUUUUUAGGCAACAUCGUGAACUAAUGGAAAAAAUUAUUAAAUGAGUAGAUCUGAUACACUGUCCACAAUGUUUGGUAUAGUGUUUCACAUGUACAUAUAUUUGAUGAGUGUUCUGUGUGUACAUUGUGGUGAAAUAGAACCACGAAUAAUAACAUCUUUUAAAAAAAUGAAAAUGAUAAAAAUGAAUGUUAUUUUCUAUUGAUUUAAUUUGAAUGAAAUUCAAAGUAAAAUCUAUUUUUUAAUAACUAUAAAAUAUCAUUGUGAACUUGGUUUUCUAUUGAUUAAUCAAAAAUAAUAUUUUAUGUUAUUGAUUACUUAAUUUUAUAAUCAGUGGACAAAUAUAAUUCUUUGAAGUAGCAUUUACUAGUUAUAAAGUUAACUUCAAUGGAUGAAGUGGUACAUAUCUUUACACAAUCAAUAAUUUUUAGUAUCUUGUUACUAUCAUGAAUUUUAUUAAUUUUUUUCUUAUUUCAUAUAUCAUCGCAUUUAUUUUGAUUAUAUGUUCCCAUAUGUAUAGCUUUAUAAAAAAAUAUACAUUCAAAUAGUAUUUCUAUAAUACUUCCAAUGUGCAUUAUUUAUAACUAAUAAUCUACAUUGUCUUAUAUUUAUGUAUCAAAUCUAUUAUAUUAUAUAAAGAAGUAAAGAAGUUUAAAUGCGGUCAAAUAGAAACAGCUACAUGACUUUUGCACAUAUCAACAAAAAAAUACAAUAUAAAGAAGAUGGAUAGUAACAAGUAUUUUUGUGUAGUAUAUAUGUUGAAUUGUGAAAUAAAAAAAAAAUUUCCAGUAAA
Vespula pensylvanica (western yellowjacket) is the source of this 4538-nucleotide messenger RNA. It is a transcript of the gene sl, whose product is annotated as 1-phosphatidylinositol 4,5-bisphosphate phosphodiesterase gamma-1. The coding region runs from base 112 to 3714 and encodes 1200 amino acids. Gene Ontology annotation, biological process: positive regulation of epithelial cell migration; phospholipid catabolic process; phosphatidylinositol-mediated signaling. The record is from RefSeq and is a predicted model, not a curated record. Lineage: Eukaryota; Metazoa; Arthropoda; Insecta; Hymenoptera; Vespidae. The transcript has 17 exons. Gene Ontology annotation, molecular function: phosphatidylinositol-4,5-bisphosphate phospholipase C activity; protein binding.